Molecule: messenger RNA, 1080 nt
Organism: Wallemia ichthyophaga EXF-994
Lineage: Eukaryota; Fungi; Basidiomycota; Wallemiomycetes; Wallemiales; Wallemiaceae
Product: Nuclear protein SNF4
Exons: 3
Coding region: 1-1080 (359 amino acids)
Source: RefSeq, a predicted model, not a curated record
AUGAGUACACCCGCUAUUCCAAUUCAAGGCAGACCGCGUAGGAAUACAGUACAGCGGACGCCUGUUGAUCAUGAUAAAUCUAUUGAGGCUAUACGCACUUUCCUACAAUCAAAGGACUGUUUAUCAAUCUUACCCGUUUCAUCGAAAAUGAUUGUUUUCGAUACGCGGCUACAAGUUAUUAAGGCUUUGAAUGCUUUGGUUCAGAAUGGCGUAGUCUCCGCCCCGCUUUGGUCAUCCGUUGAAAGCAAGUUCGCUGGAAUGUUGACUAUUUCAGAUCUAGUACACUUGAUGCAAUACUACUAUGCUACUACCAGCUCUUACGAGGGCGCGGCUGACGAUGUCGAGCAGCUGACGUUAGGUAACCUCAGAGAUAUCGAAACCGCUAUAGAAGUUUUGCCUCCUCCUCUUCACUCCAUACAUCCGAUGCGUCCUCUACUCGAAGCGUGUCACAUUCUAAUGACAUCCCAUGCCCGGAGACUUCCCCUAAUUGAUCAUGACGAUAGAACGGAUGUUGAGGUCGUCCUCUCGGUGCUUACUCAGUACAGAGUGCUCAAAUUUAUAGCCAUGAAUUGCAAGGAAACACUUGGAUUACAGAAAACACUACUGGAGUUGAAUAUAGGCACAUACGCGUCUAAUAGUGAUACUUCACUUGAACCAUUAGCAGUAGCCACCAUGGAUACUACUGUCUUUGACGUCGUUCACCAGUUUUCCGCCAAGGGUAUCUCUGCAGUACCCAUCGUCGACGAGGAGGGUGCAGUGAUUAAUCUUUAUGAGACUGUGGAUGUUAUUACGCUAGUCAGGCUAGGCAGCUAUCAGUCACUCGAUUUAACAAUCUCAUCGGCGUUAGCGCAGAGAUCUGCCGAGUUCCCCGGUGUCAUCACUUGCUCACCAAAGGAGACACUGGCGAAUGUCUUUUCACUCAUCGCCAAGAGGAGGGUUCAUCGCUUGGUGAUGGUCGAAGAUGAGGAUAAGACGCUGCCUAAUGGGCAAAUCAGGAGGAAAGGCGCACUCGUAGGUAUCGUCGCGCUGAGCGAUAUACUGAAACAUGUAAUUGGAUUUAAAGACAUAUCGAUAAAUUAA